AGAAAUUUGUCGAAGAACAGAUUGCUUCAGUUGCAGCUGUGCUUCGACAGAAUUCAGAUCUAGAACGAGAGUUCGCAGAAUUCGUUUCACUUGCGCAGUCAUCCGACUUGUUGCGCACCUAUGUGGUGCAACGGGUUUUGUCCAAGUUUUUUGGAAAGCUUCCCUACGUGCUUCGUAUGGAAAUCGAGCGAAGAUUGGGAGAACCGGAUCGCGUUCGGGCAGCAUGGCAAAUUGAGCGCUGUUUGCAACUCCUGACUACUGACGAUUCAGGUGAGGUGACGGUAGAAAAUUUAUUCAUACAGUCUCUUUGAGAUAUCUGUGCGAUAUUAAUUCGUACGAAGUAGGACAGCAGGAGGGGGGUUUAUUCAGUUUGAGGGUAAAUUAAGGAGGUUUUGUGCCAGGGUUGAGGUAAUGAAAUUUUUCCAGCAGCAGAUAAUGUAGAGGUUACGCGGAUGAAAUGAGUAUUCACUCUUGUUUCACCUCCACAGGAUAGUUUCUUCGACGAUGUUAUUGCGCGGAUUUGGAAAGGAAUCGAAGAGCAGCAGUGUGGCGGCAACCAGAAUCAACGACAACAGCGCGUUGCAGCAUUCCUUCUCGAGGAUGCUCUGACACGACAACUCCAAUCCUGGGACGAUGAAGUAGGGCAGAUCGAGCAACAAAAGUGGUCCCAUCUCUAUAACGUAAUGGACGAACGGCUUGCUGGACUAAAGAGAGUGCAGACUUCUUCAUCCAACGUGGAUCAUGAAAGUUGUGGUUCUAAUGGGAGUGCAACUCCUGCUGAUACAAAAGCAGCAAGAGGCUCGACCAAAAGCGGACGGAAUUCCGGAGCGAGGGUGAUCAGUAGGACUAGCAGCAGCAACAAAUCCAGCCAUAGCGGUGCAGCGAGUAGUUCGACGAAUGCCCCUCCACUAUCGUACGGUGAUGACGAGAAUUAUUUGCUUGAUGUGCGCGAUGAGCUAAUUCGGCGAAUGGAGUGGGAGAAUGGUAUCUACGGCCUUGUGAUGCGUCGAGCUAAGAACAGCUUUGUCACAGCCAGAAAAACGAUUGCGGCGCGGGUGCCUCGCGAGCCUUACGAAAUCACGGUACCGGAUUUUCGUGCCUGUUUGGACCUGGUUUUGCGCGGGAAGCGGGACAUUGAAUCGAAAAUCGAGAAUUUCAGAACACGGGCAGAGGAAUUGCAUAGCCAAAUCUUCGGUUUCAUCGUGCGUCGUCGCAUUCCAGAUUGGGUGCAUGUCCCUACUGAUCGGGAAGAAAAUUGGAAAGAUGUCUGGGCUUCAACCAAUGCACUACCAGUAUUUGCAGACGCAGACGAAGUACCACCGCGAGGGAGAUCCCUCAGUACGGACUUAAAUGCUUUUUUUUUUCGGUGAGUAUUGUUUUGCUUUUGUUCGUCUUGAUGAAAAAAUACUUCUCGAUACGAACCACGAAACGUGAACAUAUAUAAGAAGUUCCUUGACACGACAUGAGAUCUUUAAUUCCAUCUUCCCCUCUCUUGAAGAUCUGCAUGGACGAUUUGCCGUCAUUGUCUUGACAACAUGACUACGUCCAAUUUUGAAACCUCAUAACAGUGGAUCGCGUGCUUGAAGCCAUGAACCGUCUCGACCGCCUCGUGCAGUUGAGCUGCGACGUGCGCGACGACAUCUGUAAGAAGUGCCCUAGUUGGGAAAUCGACGGGGCUGCAGUGGCCGCGCCUCUCAGCACUUUUAUUCAGGACCUAUCACAGUUGAAUGAGCGGUUACUCGAAAUUCUAGAUCUUUCUGAAGCGGCUGACUCAGCGGGUCCAUCACCACUCGACAUCCCUAGCACUGACUUGCAGUCUGGCGCCGCUGGUUCCUCUGGCACAAGCAGUGUGGUUCCGCUCCCGCCUAUCACUGCCGGUAACGGCCCUCCGCUCGAGACAGUUGCGUCCUUCAUCGACAUCGAGGGAUGGACUCAAUCUCAGCGUACCGAGCCGCAGAGGGCGAGCACCGGCGAGGAGAGCAAAGCAGAGCCUGCGGCAAGUACUCCUGCCCCAGAGGACAUGCUAUCGCUACGAGCUUUGCGUCGCAAAUGGAAUGGAGAUUUCUCGUCUUGCCUUGCAAAUCAUGUAAACUCGGUCAGGGCUGUAUUUGAAGAGCAUGGGCAGUACUUUGUGAAGCGCAGAACCUACAUCAGCCUGGCUAAAUGCAAAACGGUGUCCGAUAAUCUUUUCCGGGUGGAACUGCGAAUAUAAUGAAAAGCCCACUUCCUCUUCAGCAAGUAGUGCUCUUGCUCCAUACACAUCCGCUUCGCCACUUCUAGCGUCAAGGCAUUUCCCACUGCGACCACGGCUUAUUUUGGUGCAAGCAUCUCCACCGAUGGAUGUCAGGGACCGAUACUGCGUCAGCCAUUGUUCUGGUGCAGGAUACGGGAGAAAUCGGAACUAAGGGGGACUUAUUGUGGAUACAGCUCAUGUAGAAUGAACAGUCACUUACAUGUGUAAGCGAGAGCACGAAUACAUAGAAAUAGAAUGAUCUGAAGAAGCGACAAGUGACCAGAAUGCUAAUCUGCGAGCGGCGCGUGAAAAGAAGACCGCAUAUUGACAAAUUUGCACCGUGUAGCCACAGUCCAUUAUUCUGGGCGGUCGUGAUCACCCUGCGUAUGAGGCAUGCAAAUUGAGCGCUGC
Amoebophrya sp. A25 is the source of this 2644-nucleotide messenger RNA. The record is from the annotation of a GenBank genome assembly. NCBI's taxonomy places the organism in Eukaryota, Dinophyceae, Syndiniales, Amoebophryaceae.